AGGAGAGAGGGGCAGAGGAGAAGGGAGAGAGGGAGAGCAUGCAAGACAGGAAGGAGCGCCUUAGAGUCUCUGAAGCACGAAAGAGAUAACCGAUUAGGAAUUUUUCGGGCAACUGUCAUCCCGGAGAGCAGCCAGAGAAUCACCAUCACCCCAACUCUGACGUUUCCUACCAGAAGUUAGACUUAAGCAGUAUUGACAUCGGAGGGAAAUGGUAUGCCUGAUGCUGUGGAAAAUACCCCUGAGCUGAAGAAGUGCAACUGGAUGUUGUGUGUGUGUUAAAUACCAGAAGAGCCCAGACCCCGUGGUGAUAGAGACGAAAAUGUGAAGAGAAUGACUAACGACAAAUCUGUGAAUUUGUUCUCUGGAGUUGCUAAUUUGCCAGCCCGAAGCAACACAAUUCACAAGGAGGAAACGUUUUGCUGCUUCUGAUUUCUCCCCAAACUGGUGCUACCAGAUGCAUGGCUUUCUAUGUGUUGGAACAAAUCAUUCCUAACUGCAGCAUACCGGGAAAGGGGAAAGGUUGAGGCAACUAACUGGCUGUCUCCAAAUAAGCGAUGAGAUGUAAUGCAUCCUCCAGUCCAUGCACGCUUCCUCUUGCAAUUCGUGCAUCAUUCCUCAGUGGAAACCUUUAAACCCUAAAAUCCAGGAAAAGAAAAUAAAUACAUUAUCAUGGACCUGAGGGAUUUUUACCUGUUGGCUGCUCUGAUUGCCUGUUUAAGGCUGGAUUCCGCAAUAGCUCAAGAACUUAUUUACACUAUUAGAGAGGAAUUGCCUGAAAAUGUGCCCAUAGGAAACAUACCAAAGGAUCUGAACAUUUCUCACAUCAAUGCUGCCACAGGGACCAGUGCCAGCCUUGUCUACAGACUGGUUUCUAAAGCUGGGGAUGCCCCUUUGGUGAAAGUAUCCAGUAGCACUGGGGAAAUUUUCACAACCUCCAAUAGAAUAGACAGAGAAAAACUCUGUGCUGGAGCCUCUUAUGCUGAGGAGAACGAGUGUUUCUUUGAACUUGAGGUAGUGAUCCUCCCCAAUGAUUUUUUCAGGCUGAUCAAAAUAAAAAUAAUUGUCAAGGAUACCAAUGAUAAUGCCCCCAUGUUUCCAUCCCCUGUCAUCAAUAUUUCCAUUCCAGAAAACACUUUGAUCAACAGCCGCUUUCCAAUUCCAUCAGCAACAGAUCCUGACACAGGCUUCAAUGGUGUACAGCAUUAUGAAUUGUUAAAUGGGCAGAGUGUUUUUGGACUGGAUAUCGUGGAAACUCCGGAGGGAGAGAAGUGGCCGCAAUUGAUUGUUCAGCAAAACUUGGACAGAGAACAGAAAGAUACCUAUGUGAUGAAAAUCAAAGUAGAGGAUGGAGGCACUCCACAGAAAUCCAGCACGGCCAUACUGCAGGUCACAGUAAGUGAUGUAAAUGACAACAGGCCAGUGUUUAAAGAGGGUCAAGUGGAGGUGCAUAUUCCAGAGAAUGCUCCUGUGGGCACCUCUGUAAUUCAGCUCCAUGCCACUGAUGCAGAUAUAGGCAGCAAUGCUGAAAUCCGGUACAUUUUUGGUGCCCAGGUCGCCCCUGCAACCAAAAGGCUCUUUGCUUUAAAUAAUACUACUGGGCUGAUUACAGUUCAGAGGUCCCUAGAUCGAGAGGAGACAGCCAUUCACAAAGUGACAGUGCUGGCUAGUGAUGGCAGCUCCACUCCUGCUCGAGCAACGGUUACCAUCAAUGUCACUGAUGUAAAUGAUAACCCUCCUAACAUAGACCUCAGGUACAUUAUAAGUCCCAUCAAUGGCACAGUGUAUUUAUCUGAGAAAGAUCCUGUCAAUACAAAGAUUGCCCUAAUUACAGUUUCAGAUAAGGACACAGAUGUGAAUGGCAAAGUGAUCUGUUUUAUUGAAAGAGAGGUCCCAUUUCAUUUGAAGGCAGUAUACGAUAACCAAUAUUUGUUAGAGACCUCCUCUUUGUUGGACUAUGAGGGCACCAAAGAAUUCAGCUUUAAAAUUGUUGCCUCUGAUUCUGGGAAACCCAGUUUAAAUCAGACUGCCCUGGUAAGGGUUAAGCUUGAGGACGAAAAUGACAACCCACCAAUUUUCAACCAGCCUGUAAUUGAGCUGUCAGUUUCUGAAAACAACCGACGUGGGUUAUACUUAACAACUAUUAGUGCCACAGAUGAAGACAGUGGGAAAAAUGCGGACAUUGUUUAUCAGCUUGGACCGAAUGCCUCCUUCUUUGAUUUGGACCGAAAGACAGGAGUUUUGACAGCCUCCAGAGUCUUUGACAGAGAAGAACAGGAGCGGUUCAUUUUUACAGUAACUGCCAGGGACAAUGGAACCCCUCCCCUCCAAAGCCAAGCGGCCGUGAUAGUUACUGUUCUGGAUGAGAAUGACAAUAGCCCCAAGUUUACUCAUAAUCAUUUUCAAUUUUUUGUGUCUGAGAAUCUGCCAAAGUAUAGUACUGUGGGGGUAAUCACAGUGACAGAUGCAGAUGCUGGAGAGAAUAAAGCUGUGACUCUCUCCAUUCUAAAUGACAAUGAUAAUUUUGUGCUGGAUCCCUAUUCUGGAGUCAUAAAGUCAAAUGUCUCAUUUGAUAGAGAGCAGCAGAGUUCCUACACUUUUGAUGUCAAAGCCACUGAUGGAGGACAACCACCUCGUUCCUCCACUGCAAAAGUAACUAUCAAUGUCAUGGAUGUCAAUGACAAUAGCCCAGUUGUCAUUUCUCCACCUUCCAACACUUCUUUUAAGUUGGUACCCCUCUCAGCCAUUCCUGGCUCUGUGGUAGCAGAAGUUUUUGCAGUGGAUAUCGACACUGGGAUGAACGCCGAACUGAAGUAUACAAUUGUGAGUGGGAACAACAAAGGCUUGUUUCGGAUCGAUCCAGUAACAGGUAACAUCACUCUGGAAGAGAAGCCAGCGCCUACUGAUGUGGGCUUGCACCGUUUGGUGGUCAAUAUAAGUGACCUGGGAUACCCUAAGUCUUUGCACACACUCGUGCUUGUUUUUCUUUACGUUAAUGACACCGCUGGGAAUGCCUCCUAUAUCUAUGACUUGAUUCGCAGGACUAUGGAGACCCCACUGGAUAGGAACAUAGGGGACAGUAGCCAACCCUAUCAAAAUGAGGACUAUCUCACCAUCAUGAUUGCCAUCGUCGCAGGGGCCAUGGUGGUCAUAGUGGUGAUCUUCGUCACCGUCCUGGUGCGAUGUCGCCAUGCAUCGAGGUUCAAAGCAGCUCAGAGGAGCAAGCAAGGUGCUGAGUGGAUGUCCCCAAACCAGGAGAACAAACAAAACAAGAAAAAGAAAAGGAAGAAAAGAAAGUCUCCCAAGAGCUCUCUUUUGAACUUUGUUACAAUUGAAGAGUCCAAACCUGACGAUACAGUUCACGAACCUAUCAAUGGGACAAUAAGCCUGCCCGCUGAGCUGGAGGAGCAAAGUAUAGGAAGAUUUGACUGGGGCCCAGCCCCUCCAACAACCUUCAAGCCUAACAGCCCUGACCUGGCCAAGCACUACAAAUCUGCUUCUCCACAGCCUGCUUUUCAUCUUAAACCAGACACUCCGGUUUCCGUGAAAAAGCAUCAUGUGAUUCAGGAACUCCCUUUGGACAACACCUUUGUCGGGGGUUGUGACACCCUCUCCAAACGCUCUUCCACUAGUUCAGAUCACUUCAGUGCCUCAGAGUGCAGUUCCCAAGGAGGCUUCAAGACAAAGGGCCCCUUACACACCAGACAGUGUAACUCACACAGCAAAAGUGACAAUAUUCCUGUCACUCCUCAGAAAUGUCCCAGCUCUGCGGGUUUCCACAUUCAGGAGAAUGAAGAAAGCCAUUACGAGCCACAGGACGAGUUCUACGACCAGGCCUCUCCGGACAAGAGGACCGAAGCAGAUGGCAACUCCGACCCCAACUCUGAUGGGCCUUUGGGUCCCCGAGGAUUAGCUGAAGCCACAGAGAUGUGCACUCAAGAGUGCUUGGUUUUGGGUCACUCUGAUAAUUGCUGGAUGCCUCCUGGCUUGGGCCCAUAUCAACACCCUAAAUCUCCUCUCUCAACCUUUGCACCCCAGAAAGAAUGGGUCAAGAAGGACAAGCUUGUGAAUGGGCACACCCUUACCAGAGCCUGGAAAGAAGAUAGCAACAGGAACCAGUUCAAUGACCGUAAGCAGUAUGGCUCCAAUGAAGGCCAUUUCAACAAUGGCAGCCACAUGACAGACAUUCCUCUGGCAAAUCUGAAGUCUUAUAAGCAAGCAGGAGGUACUAUUGAGAGUCCGAAGGAGCACCAACUCUAAAAAAAAAAAAAAAAAAGGCUAUAUGGGACCUAAUAACUUUAAUCUAAAUAGACAUGCUAAUACUGUGUGUGUCAGAGCUUUAUGUAUUCAAUAGAUCUCUAUAACUAUGCCCCUUUAUAGCAGGGAUAUCCAUAACUUUGUGUUAGCACCAUGGAGGAUACAAUAUUUUACAACAUAAAAAAGAAGAUAGUUCUACUAGCCAUGUGAUCUUGUUUACUAGAAUUGAUUAAACUCUCCAGAGAUGAUCACUCCAUUGUGCAAAUAUCUUUUUUCUUUUUUUUUUCUUUUCUUUCUUUCUUUCUUUUUUUUUUUUUUUUUUUUUUUUUUUUUUUUUUUUUUUGUUAAUUGCAUUUUACUUUUGACCCUGGACUGCUGCUAUGAACAAUAGAAUAUGCAUUUGGAGAGUAAGAAAGUUCCAUGGAUUAGAGUGACUGACAAACAUAUCCAGUUAGAAAAUUGUGCUCUUUUUGUCAUUGAUUUGUGCUGGGACUGCUAUACUUGACAUUAUACUUCAAACGAAACUUAAAAAGAUUAAGCAUUAAACCUAUUGUGCUGUUAACAACGUUAGUGGAUACUUGUAAGUCAAUCAGUGUUAAAGUAUUUGUAAAUAGAAGCAAGUUAUUAUUAACAACUUUUGUGUACUUACAACGUUCACCUAAAAAAUGUUGUAGCAUAAUUCCGUGUUUUAUGGUUGCUUCUUUCCUUUUUCUUAAUUUGCCUCUUUGUCGUUAUUUUUGUUGUUUCUUUCAGUGAGGUGUUUCUGCGUUAGUAGUCUGUCUUGACACACAUUGUUCAAAGGAUCUCAAACGCUUGUGUUUAAAAAAAGGUUCUGGAAUCCUGCUUCUUUCGUGAUUGCUUAUGAUGCUGGGAUUCUAUAAAAAAUAAAGAUAAAAUGAAAACCUUAUAUAAGAACAGGACUUCUGCAAAAGCUUGGAAACUCAGAACCUAUUUUCUUGACAUCCUUGUUUUCAAAGUAGGCAAAAGCAAAAUCACUUAAUCAGUAGCAUUAAGUGUGAGAGUGAUGGGAAAGUGUUAUCCUUCAGCAAGUAAUACAAUAUCCUGUGCUUGUCACUCAUACAAAACUAAUGUAUCAAAAUUAGCAUAUAUUGAAGAAAAAUUACUAUUCAAAAAUAGUUUCAACCGGGCAAGUGUGUGUCUACAACUUUGUUGAAAUGGCAGAGUUUGUGUUGAUCCUCAUAUACAAUAAUGUUGUUGUAACACAAGUGUUAGACCAUAGCCACAAAAUAUUUAAUGUGUUGUGCCUUCAUGAUGUAACAGAACAUUCUCCAGGUAGGCUAGUUGGGGGAAAUAAAGGGAUAAAUCUCUAAUUAUUGCUGUUUAACUGUUUGUUAUCAUAGUCGGUCAAUGCCUGGCAGGUACCAGCAUCUUGUCACUUAGGUCCAACCAACAGAGUGGCAACAAAUGUUCAUAAGAUCUCAGUUGCACGUGCAAACAAAUCCAAAUUCGAACAUUCUUAGGAGGUUUUUGUUAAGGCAUGACAGAUGAUUUAAACAAAUAAAUAGCAUGCAACAAAAUGUCUUUAUUGAAAGAAGUGAAAGUUAUCUUAAUGCCACGGUUCAACAUCAGUUUAAAAGUAAAAAAAAAAUAAAAUAAAAAAUAAAAAAAAAGGUUUGCUAAUCUGAUAGUUAAUUUGUUCUUACCAAAAAUAAAAUUACUUUGUAAAUAGCAAUUCACGUUUUUCCACAGUAUAAUGGAAAAUAAUGGGUAGGGGUGCAUUGCUUAUUGAAGUACAUUUUUGUCGGUUUGUGAGGGGUGUUUGAUGACUUUGACAGAAUCAAUAUCUAAACAAUUAUCCUUGUUACUGCUUUGCCAGUUCUACGUUAUUUACAAUUA
Messenger RNA from Prionailurus viverrinus (fishing cat), 6111 nucleotides. It is a transcript of the gene PCDH9, whose product is annotated as protocadherin 9. Gene Ontology annotation, molecular function: calcium ion binding. Gene Ontology annotation, biological process: homophilic cell-cell adhesion. Bases 670 to 4257 code for a protein of 1195 amino acids. Lineage: Eukaryota; Metazoa; Chordata; Mammalia; Carnivora; Felidae. The transcript has 5 exons. Gene Ontology annotation, cellular component: plasma membrane. The record is from RefSeq and is a predicted model, not a curated record.